Messenger RNA from Cornus florida, 654 nucleotides. RefSeq names its product pistil-specific extensin-like protein. The transcript has 2 exons. Lineage: Eukaryota; Viridiplantae; Streptophyta; Magnoliopsida; Cornales; Cornaceae. The record is from RefSeq and is a predicted model, not a curated record. The coding region runs from base 28 to 543 and encodes 171 amino acids.
GAGAGAGAGAAGAAGAAGUUAAGAGAGAUGGGUGCAGCGGUAUUGAUGAUAAUUGCAACUUCACUUUUGAUGGGUUCCAUCAAUGUUGCAGAAGCUUGGAAGGAGGAAACUAAAGUCAUACACGUGGGCGGGAAAGUGCUGUGUCAAGACUGCACCCAGGGCUGGAAUGAAUGGCUCCAUGGUGCUAAGCCUAUCAAAGGGUGCAAGGUAUCAAUAACAUGCAUGGAUGAUAGGAGCAGAGUUGUGUACUAUGGAAGUGAUCAAACUGAUGAAGGCGGCGAUUUUGAGAUGACCAUUAACAAAUUCAUCAAUGGCAAGGAAUUGAAUGCCAAAAAAUGCUCCGUUAGGCUGGUGUCAUCACCGGACCCUGUAUGCAACCUUCCCACCAACUUUGCCGGUGGACGGUCAGGAGUGAAACUCAGCAGACCUACCUUGGUGUACAGAGACAUCAUCAAACAUGUGCUCGGUCCAUUCUACUACACAACCCCGAUGUGUGAUGAACCUGAUGUGAGCGAAUCUCAUGGCAAAGGAAACACCUACUAAAGUUUUAUCAUUUUAUUUUUUCUUCAUUGUUUUGUUCUUGUUCGUUUCUAAUUGAGUUAAUUUAUUUAAGCCUUUGAUUUUCUUCCUCCAUAUGAAAAUGCAUUUCUUUGG